Molecule: messenger RNA, 4379 nt
Organism: Carassius gibelio (silver crucian carp)
Lineage: Eukaryota; Metazoa; Chordata; Actinopteri; Cypriniformes; Cyprinidae
Gene: znf598
Product: zinc finger protein 598
Exons: 13
Coding region: 30-2939 (969 amino acids)
Biological process (GO): protein ubiquitination; rescue of stalled cytosolic ribosome
Molecular function (GO): ribosome binding; ubiquitin protein ligase activity
Source: RefSeq, a predicted model, not a curated record
UGUCUACGUCCAGCCUGUCGCUCCCCACAAUGCACUGCGCUGAACGAUCACGCGCACAGGAGCGCGCAUCACCCGGCCUCGCCGCCCGUACCGUCGUUUACCAGCCGUCCAGAUUCCGGCGGACUACAGCGAGAACACUCCCGCAGCACAACCGGCCAGUGCCUCCCGACAGUAUGAGGUCGAGCGCAAGGAGAGACGCGGAAAACAGCUGCGUGCUGUGCUGCCAGGACAUCGAGCUGUUCGCGGUGGGGAAGUGCGAUCACCCCGUGUGUUACCGCUGCUCCACCAAGAUGCGCGUGCUGUGCGAGCAGAACUACUGCGCCGUGUGCCGCGAGCAGCUCGACAAGGUGGUCUUCAUAAAAAAGCUUGAACCCUUUGCCGCUCUGAACAUUCAUCAGUACCAGUUUGAGAAGAAAUAUGACGUAUACUUUGCAGAUGGAAAGAUAUAUGCACAGUUCAGGAAGAUUUUGUUACAUGAAUGUCCACAGUGCCCAGAACCAAAAGUGUUCUUCAAAUUUGAAGAGCUAGAACAGCAUAUGCGGAAACAACAUGAACUCUUCUGCUGCAAGUUAUGUGCAAAGCAUCUGAAGAUAUUCUCAUACGAGCGGAAGUGGUACAAUCGGAAAGAGCUGGCUCGACAUCGAACGCAAGGGGACCCGGAUAAUACUUCACAUCGUGGCCAUCCACUGUGUAAAUUCUGUGACGAUCGAUACCUGGACAACGAUGAACUAUUGAAGCACCUGCGGCGAGAUCAUUACUUCUGCCAUUUCUGUGACGCUGAUGGAGCUCAGGAGUAUUACAGCGAUUACCAGUACCUCAGCGAGCACUUCAGAGAGAGCCAUUAUCUCUGCCAGGAGGGCCACUGUAGUACAGAGCAGUUCACUCAUGCUUUCCGCACAGAGAUCGACUAUAAGGCUCACAAAGCUGCUGCCCACAGCAAAAACCGGGCCGAGGCACGGCAGAAUCGGCAAAUCGACAUUCAGUUCAACUAUGCAUCCAGACAACAACAACGACGAAAUGACGGUCUGAUAGUUGGUGGCGAUGACUAUGAGGAAGGGGAUCGCUUCAGCAGACAGGGCAGACCAGGAAGAGCACGAGCUCCAGGAGGACAGCAGAAUGUCAGGAGCUGGAGAUAUAGUCGAGAGGAAGAGAACCGAGAGAUCGCAGCUGCUUUGCGAGCUUCGAUAGUCAGCCACCAGGAAGAGAGAAGUCAUGUGCAAGAGAGAAGCAGUGUGAAGCCACGCAAAGAGGAAAAGAUGGAGCCUGAUGACAUGAGAAACAACAGAAGCACUGCCAAGCAGACGAACGAAAUGCAAGCUCGACCAGUGAGGAGUAAUCCCCCUUCGGCUGCUCAGGACUUCCCUGUUUUAGGGGCAGCUGCACCUCCAGCCCCAAUUCAAAGCAAGAUCAAACAAGCGUCUGUCCCUCUGAAGGAAGAUGAUUUUCCAAGCUUGUCUGGCUCCGUAGUUUCCUCUCCAAUGACACCUGCAUACACAAAUCAACCCAAGAAACAUUCGUCCUUCCAGGAGGAGGACUUUCCUGCACUGGUCUCCAAGAUCAAACCACUGAAGCCGCAAUCAAACACAACGUCAGCCUGGUCUCAAGCAGGAAGUAAACCUGUGGUGGUUUCCAAUAAACCUGUGGUUCUGCCCACCAAAACAGCUCCUACGGUCUCUUCAUCCAUACUGUCCGCCAGUGACCCACCGCCCAGUGGAAGUGUGCCUCAGCCUCUCACUGCCUCCUCAUCUCGCCGCAAAAAGAAGCUCACAUCUGCUGAAACCCACAGAGCUCCACCUAAAGUCAAAUGUCCGUCCUCAUCGGAUGACGAGGACCCCCAAACCGGUAAAACGGCUCAGGAAAUCCGCACGGUACCGACUAUGCUUGACAUCUCCACUUUGUUGACCGUAAAAGAUGGCUCCUCUCAGCCCAACCCCAAAACCAAUAAGAAAAAGAAACCAGCCACAGCUUCAUCUCUGGGUUCCCCCUCACACACUUUUGAGUCCGUCUCCAAAAUGGCUCACAAAGAGAACGUUCCCGAGACGAAGCCACCAGACAACAGUCUCCCCUCCAAAACAAACUCUUUUAUAAAUGGACUCGUGGAGAAACCAACAGAGGCACUGUCCCCUACAUCAUUUCCUGAAAAUAUUCCUUCCCCAUUAAAGCAGUCGGUCACCGACCAGCCUCCUCCACCCAAAGAAGAGGAAUUUCCAGCACUUAUCUCCAAAAAACCUCCACCUGGCUUUAAAAGUGCAUUUCCGUUGAAGAGCACUCCGAAUGUGCUGCCACCGCCUCCUCCUGGCCUUGGGCCUGUUGUCAGCAAACCUCCUCCAGGAUUCACCGGCGUCCCGCUCAACAGUAAUGUGGAGGAAUCAGCUGUUAACAGUUCUCCUGAAGUGUCAUAUCAGUGUAACCACAGUUAUGAGGAACUUAUGAGAGUGACACCUGCUAUUGGAUCCUACCUCAUACCUGACAAUUUCCAGCAAAGAAACAUGGACCUUAUUCAGUCUAUUAAGAAUUAUCUUCAAAACGAUGAAACCAAGUUCAAUGAGUUCAAGAACUAUUCAGGCCAAUUUAGACAGGGUAUAAUCCCUGCUGUCCAGUACUACAAAAGCUGCCAGGAGCUGCUAGGAGAGAAUUUCAACGGGGUCUUCAACGAGCUGCUGGUUCUCCUACCAGACACUCGCAAGCAACAGGAGCUUCUCACUGCCCACGGAGACUUUAAGGCUCUCGAGAAACAGCAGCAAGGCUCCAAGCCCAAAAAAACCAAAAAGAAAGCCUGGCAGACAGGCACCACCAGCAUCAGUCUGGAUCUGGACUGCCAAGUGUGUCCCACCUGUAAGCAGGUGCUGGCUCUGAAAGACUUCAACACCCAUAAAACCCUACACAUCGGCGAUGAGGACUUCCCCUCUUUACAGGCCAUAAGCAAGAUCAUCAGCUAGCUGCUAGCAGACGCACAUCCACGGCUCUCUGUGACACAGCACCUAAUGUUAAGAUGCUUGUCUGGGCUGCAGUGCUAAUGUUUACUCCGAUUGUUCAUUAUUCAGAAAGUUUAGAUGACACUUUUUUUCGAAGGGGAAGGAUCAACCCCAAAAAAAGCAAGUGUAACGGUUUUGAAGAGAAAACAGUUUAAUCUACUUGAAAGCUUGAGUUCUAAUGUUGAUUCAUUUAUUACUCCUCCAGUUCAUCUUUUCCAUCAGGUUUUCCAGUGCUGUUAGCAUGCUCUUUUUUUUCUUUUAUAUGUGUAUAUAUAUAAAUUGUAAGGUUGGUUGCCUUUGAAAGAUAACCUAUUUAUUUCAGAACGCUCCUUCUGUUUGAUUGAAAUUGAUUAUUUCUCACUUCGGUUUACAAACUCUACAGUACGGAAAAAUAAAAUGGGUAAUGUAUAGCAUUUCUUACAGUAAGCUGCAGUGAUCUGUCUACUGACUUUUGACAAAUUGACAUUUUUUGAAUGAUUGUUUGUGUAAAUAAUUUGCAAUUAAACAAUCAAACCAAGGAACGAAAUGCACAGCUCCAUACUCUUUAGGCCACAUGUGAUUGUCUUUACACAAUUAAAUCGGUGUGAGGAUAUUUCACCUGCCUUAAAAUAUACAGGAAGAUCCAGAGGGACAUUUUGAAAGUUGGUCCGAUGGGAUCAGACUGGAAUGUUUUGUAUAAAAUACAGAAUUGGUACAGAUGGAUAAUUCUUUAAAUAAUUUUUUUGGUUAGAUUUUUGUCUAAUACCAUAGUGCUUGUGCCUCUUAAAUACUACUUCACAGUCCAACAGGGUUGAUGUAUGGCCACCUUUUCUCAUCUCUCUUUCAGGAACUGCUGUUUGUGCCACAACCUUGUGGUCAACAAUUUGCAAUGUGUCAGGACAUAUCUGCAGAAACAAUGCUGGUCAAACAUCAUCUACCUUUAGAUUAAGUUGUUCAAGUUUGUGUAUUUCAUCUGUUUGUUUUGUGCUAAAUAUUCGAAAAUGUUAACUACAGAGAUAUUUAGAGAAAACGUUCGCGCAAAAAUGAAAAUUCUGUCAUUUUUAAGAGGCCUUUUAUUACAUGGGGUGCAUAAGGAGAUAUUCGGCUGUUAGGGACUGAGGACCUUAUUAAACAUUCACUUUCAUUUUUCAAUUCACUGCCAAACAUCUCCUUUUGUUCCACAGGAGAAAGAAAUUCAUAGAGGUUUGAACAACAGGAGGGUGAGUGGGUCAUAUUUGAGUCUUAACUGACAUAUGUUUUGAUUGUUAGAUUGGAUCUUAAGGUAUAUUAAUUUUAUUUUCACAAACUCAAGUUUUCUUUUUAAAACUGUUAAAACUUCUUAAACUUUUGGAUAUAUCUGUAUGAUGAACUACUUCAAGCAAUUAAAGGAAUAGGUCUCCCAAAAAUAAAAAUGUUUAAUAUUUA